GUCCAAGCUGCAAAAGUGAACCAACAAUGCCGAAAGUGAGCUCCAAGUCGGGGCCACCCCGAAAGAUGUCGUUGAACAAAUCGACCCACUCCAUGAACCCGGACCGGCCUACCGAGGGUCUCAAGGGGGUGGCCAAACCGCGUACGAAGGCAACGAUCAAGCGGUUGCAAAUGUACCGGAACUUUAAGGCGAAGCGUGACCGCCGAGGAAAAAUCAUCACCCCGGCACCGUUUCAGGGGUGGGUUAGCAGUGGUACGGUGGCUCGUGUCGAACCGUCCCCGAAGUGGUUUGCCAAUUCGCGUGUCAUCUCGCAGAAAUCGUUGCAAAAGUUUCAGGAAGAGAUGGGCAAAGCGGUAAAGGAUCCGUACAAGGUGAUCAUGAAGCCUACCAAUCUGCCGAUUACGCUACUGAACGAAUCGGCUCGCUAUCAGCGGGUGCAUCUGCUUGAUACGGAAAGCUACGAAACGGUGUUUGGCAAGAAGAAACUGCGCAAACGGCCAACGCUGAAAGUACGGGAUCUGGAGGACCUAACGAAGACGGCUGAAGAAUCGGCUGAGAAGUACGAUGAGACGAAGGAUCACGAUAUUGAGCGUGAUGAUGGUGGGGUGAAGGAUGCGGUGCGGGAGUACAUUUUUGCUGCCGGCCAGAGCAAGCGUAUCUGGAAUGAGCUGCACAAGGUGGUCGAUUCGGCGGACGUGUUGUUGCAGGUGCUGGAUGCACGUGAUCCGAUGGGAACGCGCUCGAAGUACAUCGAAACCUUCCUCCGGAAGGAAAAGCCACACAAGCAUCUAUUCUUCAUCCUGAACAAGGUAGAUUUGGUGCCGAUUUGGGUAACGCAGCGCUGGGUGGCCAUACUCAGCAAGGAGUAUCCGACGAUCGCUUUUCACGCCUCACUAACUCAUCCGUUCGGUAAGGGAGCGCUGAUCAAUCUAUUGCGCCAGAUCGGCAAGCUGCACGUGGAUAAGAAACAGAUCAGUGUUGGUUUCAUCGGGUACCCGAACGUGGGCAAAUCGUCUGUCAUUAAUGCCCUGCGCAGCAAGAAGGUGUGUAAGGUCGCUCCAAUUGCGGGUGAAACGAAGGUUUGGCAGUACAUUACGCUGAUGAAACGCAUCUUCCUGAUUGAUUGUCCCGGUGUGGUGUACCCGACGGCGGAAACGGACACCGAGAAGGUGCUGAAGGCGGUGGUACGUGUUGAGCUGGUUAAUAAUCCGGAAGACUAUAUCGAGGAGGUGCUGAAGCGCAUCCGCAAGGAGUACGUUGUGAAGACGUACGGUGUGUCGGAGUGGACGGAUCAUAUUGAUUUCCUUGAGCAGAUAGCCCGCAAAAUGGGCAAAUUGCUCAAGAAGGGUGAACCGGAUGUGCCAACCGUUGCGAAGAUGAUUCUGAACGAUUGGCAGCGUGGUCGUUUACCGUUCUAUGUUGCACCGGAAGGCUUUGAAAUACCGAAAUCGUUCCACGAGCAGCAGCAAAAGCAGCUAGGACAGGAAGUAGCGGAAGAAGGGGAGCAAGAAGAAUUGAAUCAGUCGCUACAAGGGGACGAGGAGCAGAAGAGCACGUACUCGGGUGUAACAGCUACACCAACCAUCCCGGACACCGUCAAGAAGGGUCGCGAGCUGUUCCAGAUACAAGAUUUCCGCAAGAUUAAAGUUAACCUGGAGUUUGAAAGCGAAGACGUUCGCGAAAUCGAUAAGAUCGAUCUGGAGCUGCUGGAGAAGCUGAAGGAAGAGAAGAAAGCGGAAGCGAAGGCUAAGAGAGCCAAUCGUAAGAAGGCUGCCGCUGGUGAUGGCGAUGAAGACUCGUCCGGUAUUAGCGAUUUCUACUCGGAGGACGAGUAUGACGAAGAGCAGGGCAGGGUGGUGCAUCGUAGCGCCAAGGAAAAGGCACAUCUUACCAAGAAGAAACAGACACCGGAGGAGGAGGACGAUGCAGCUGCAGUGGAAAAGGCGGCAGAACCAGAAACGAGCACGAAGAAAGCCGUUAAGCUUACCUCCCGACAGAAGCGUGCGAUUGAGCGUGCCGGCAAGCGGAAAAAGAUUGGCAGCAACUUCUACGAGACACACAACGUUAAGAAUCGCAAUCGAAACAAGAAGGCAAAAAUGGACGAUUGAGUGUGG
Messenger RNA from Anopheles maculipalpis, 2114 nucleotides. RefSeq names its product nucleolar GTP-binding protein 2 (gene Ns2). Gene Ontology annotation, cellular component: nucleolus. Lineage: Eukaryota; Metazoa; Arthropoda; Insecta; Diptera; Culicidae. Gene Ontology annotation, molecular function: GTP binding. The record is from RefSeq and is a predicted model, not a curated record. The coding region runs from base 27 to 2108 and encodes 693 amino acids. The transcript has 2 exons.